AUGUCUCUUUUGUUCAUCUUCUUGCUCUUUAUCCUGCCAGUCUUCGCUGCCCCAGCUGUCAAAGUUGAGACCGUCGACGGCCGAAAGACAUGCACGGUGACCAGUGUAGGAGACGAACAAAAUGACGUCCCGAACAUCCUGUCCGCAUUCAAAGAGUGUGGUUCGUCAGGGACCGUGAUAUUUCCAGAAGGGGAAAACUACUGGAUCGCUGAGAGAUUUACAGUGGAUGCUGAAGAUGUGGAUAUUGAGUGGAGAGGGAUAUGGACGUUCUCUGACGAUAUCGAGUAUUGGCGAGAAAAUUCAUACCCUAUCACUUUCCAAAACCAUGCGGCCGGUUUCAUUCUGAAGGGAAAUGGCAUUCAUAUCAAUGGGCAUGGCACCGGUGGAAUCAAUGGAAAUGGAGAUCUCUGGUAUACCGACGAGGCUGGAACUACUAAACCAGGCCGGCCGAUUCCAUUCCAACUCUGGAACAUCAGCAAUGUCAUUGUUCAAAACUUUGCAGUCCUCGAGCCUCAGCUCUGGGCGAUCAAUAUCAUGAAUGGUACAAAUCUCGAAUUCGAGAAUAUCCACGUUAACGCCACUGCUACAAAAGCACCUUCUGGCAAGAAUUGGGUCCAGAAUACAGAUGGUUUUGAUACAAUGGACACAGAAAAUGUGCGACUGAAGAAUUUCACGUAUACCGGAGGUGACGACUGCAUUGCAAUCAAACCUCGAUCCUACAACAUCCACAUCGACGGGGUGGUCUGCAAUGGCGGAAAUGGCGUUGCGAUAGGCAGUCUCGGCCAGUACCUUGAAGACUCGAGCGUCGAGAGCGUGUUCAUGCAGAACGUCCCACGAACCCGCUUUGGUAUCUACAUAAAAACAUGGAUAGGCGAACUCGUCGAACAAGACGGCUACGAGAGCGGAGAUCAGCCCAGAGGAGGCGGAUGGGGAAACGUCCACAACGUUACGUUCUCUGGUGUCGACGUGACAAAUGCCAGCAGAGCCGUUUUCAUCACCCAGAACGAAGGAAAUAAUGGGUCGUUUGCCGGAACCAGCAAGAUGGAGAUUUCGAAUAUUGCUUUUGACCGGUUCACGGGCACCUUGGCCUCAACCAGCAACAAAAUUGGCAUCAGCUGUAGCAAGGUUUAUCCUUGCUAUGACAUUGCCUUCAGUGACACGGCCGUGGAAUCUUCGUCUGGAAACAAUCUCACUGGGAAAUGCACGUAUGUGAAGGCAGAUGGCGUUCAUGGACUGUCCGGUUGCUAG
This is a messenger RNA of Aspergillus steynii IBT 23096, 1248 nucleotides long. Its product is annotated as putative extracellular exo-polygalacturonase. The record is from RefSeq and is a predicted model, not a curated record. Gene Ontology annotation, molecular function: polygalacturonase activity. The coding region runs from base 1 to 1248 and encodes 415 amino acids. Lineage: Eukaryota; Fungi; Ascomycota; Eurotiomycetes; Eurotiales; Aspergillaceae. Gene Ontology annotation, biological process: carbohydrate metabolic process. The transcript is spliced from 5 exons.